Messenger RNA from Camellia sinensis, 2006 nucleotides. RefSeq names its product AMP-dependent synthetase and ligase family protein. Gene Ontology annotation, molecular function: CoA-ligase activity. The record is from RefSeq and is a predicted model, not a curated record. NCBI's taxonomy places the organism in Eukaryota, Viridiplantae, Streptophyta, Magnoliopsida, Ericales, Theaceae.
CCCACUUACCCCCAUUAUAACCCACAUCUUCAUAACAUAACCCAUCUCCAAAAUCAACCCUCUGCAAAAUCCAGAACCAGAAAAAGUUUCAAUGGAGAAAUCUGGGUAUGGCCGAGACGGCAUUUUCAGAUCUCUCAGACCCCCUCUGGUUCUUCCCAGAGACCCAAAUCUCUCUAUGGUCUCAUUUCUCUUCAGAAACUCUUCUUCUUACCCUGAAAAACCCGCCCUCAUCGACGCCGACUCAGGCGAAAUCUUAACCUUUUCCCAAUUCAAAUCCAUCGUCUCCAAGGUCUCUCAUGGUUUGCUCAAUCUGGGUAUCAAGAAAAACGAUGUUGUACUCAUUUUCGCCCCAAAUUCAAUCCAAUUCCCUGUUUGUUUCUUCGGAAUCAUCGCAAUCGGCGCUAUCGCAACUACUGUAAAUCCUAUGUACACAGUCUCUGAGCUUUCGAAACAAGUCAAAGAUUGCAAACCAAAGCUUAUCAUCACUGUUUCUCAAUUGUGGGAAAAAGUUAAAGGCUUUGGUUUACCAUCUAUUAUUCUGGGUUCUGAAAAAUCUGCUUCGAUUGUUACGAACUCAAAUUCGAAAGUUACAUAUUUUAUUGAUUUGAUUAGGAGUGUUGGGUCGGUUUCAAAUUUGCCUGAGGUUUCAAUUAGAUCAAAUGAUACAGCUGCUCUGUUGUAUUCAUCAGGGACAACAGGGACUAGUAAGGGUGUGAUAUUGAGUCAUCGCAAUUUCAUUGCAUCAGCUCAAAUGGUGUCUGCGGAUCAAGACUUCGCCGGCGAAAUGCACAAUGUGUAUGUGUGUGUUUUGCCGAUGUUUCAUGUGUUUGGACUGGCAGUGAUUAUGUAUGCACAGUUGCAGAGAGGCAAUGCAAUUGUGUCGGUUGGGAAGUUUGAUUUGUCGAUGGUUUUGAGGUCGGUUGAGAAGUAUAGAGUGACUCAUUUGUGGAUUGUGCCUCCUAUUAUGCUUGCUCUGGCUAAGAACCCUGUGGUGAGGAAGUUUGAUUUGUCGUCCUUGAGGCAAAUUGGCUCCGGUGCAGCGCCUUUGGGGAAGGAUUUGAUGAUGGAGUGUGCAAAGAAUUUCCCUCAAGCUGUUGUCAUACAGGGCUUUGGUAUGACGGAAACUUGUGGAAUUGUUUCAGUUGAGAAUCCAAGAGUAGGUCCUCGACAUUCUGGUUCAGCUGGAAUGCUUGUCCCAGGAGUGGAAUCCCAAAUAGUCAGUGUAGAUACUCUAAAGCCUCUUCCUCCUAAUCAGUUGGGGGAAAUAUGGGUUCGAGGAGCUAACAUGAUGCAAGGUUAUUUUAACAAUCCACAAGCCACCAAACUCACUAUAGAUAAGCAGGGUUGGGUACAUACAGGAGAUCUUGGAUAUUUUGAUGAGGAUGGACAACUUUUUGUCGUUGACCGAAUUAAAGAGCUCAUCAAGUACAAAGGAUUCCAGGUUGCACCAGCAGAACUUGAAGGGCUGCUUGUUUCUCACUCUGAAAUAUUAGAUGCUGUUGUCAUUCCGUUUCCUGAUGCUGAAGCUGGUGAGGUCCCAAUUGCAUAUGUUGUCCGCUCUCCCAACAGUUCACUGACUGAAGAAGAUGUGCGGAAAUUUAUUGCAGACCAGGUUGCACCAUUCAAAAGAUUGCGGAGGGUAACAUUUGUAAACAGUGUUCCAAAAUCAGCUUCGGGGAAAAUCCUCAGAAGAGAGCUCAUAGAGAAAAAUCGAUCCAAGCUGUAAGGUUGUUUCAAUUUUGUAUGAAACUCACAAAUAUACCCUGUGCUUGCUUAUAAUUCUUGAAGGUGCUCUUUUAUAUCCAAGUUUGGACCUAUUUUUUUAAAGAUUGAGUAUGAUAAUGUGUAAGUCUCCAAUAGAUACUAUUUGAAAUUCAAUAAAUCUGGUAAUCCAGAUUUAUCAAAGUGGUUGUAUGGUAGAGAUUAAAUUUGUGUAGGGUAAGAUCUAUAUGUAGAAUAAAUCUGAACCAUAAGAUGAUAAUUUUAGAUAAUUUCUGGAUAGUUAA